CUAAUGUGUGAAUGGUUAUCAAAAGAAUACAUACUAACUAUUUUUAAAUGAGAACAGGGGUAUCGUAACGUCGGCAUGAAUUUGUCACAAGACCGCGGAAUACGUAUAGUAUGACAACACUUCAGUGCCCUCAAAAAUGGCUACCUCGUUUGGAUGCUGUGUACUAGAACCCGAAGAUGAACAUACAGGGAAGCAUCGGCCAUUUCUAAUACUUACCAUUAUAAUAGCUACAGUUUCCUAUGGGUUGCUGUUGAUAAUGAACAUCGUUGGCGAAUAUGCAGGGAUAUACUCUCGUGAUGUUAAUAAAAUCAGUGACGAAUAUCCGGUUGAUUUAGCCCUAUCAGCAGAUGUUUUAACUUUAUGGACGUUUAUCUAUGUAUGGCAUUUUAUCAUCUUCAUCUAUUGUAUAGUUUCCAUUUUCCGUAAGACUUCGCUCCAGAAACCGGUGUACACCAGUCCCACACUGUUAUCUUUUUUCUUUUUCGGUUAUUUGACCGUGUCCUAUUUGUUAUUAACUGGAUGGCUAUUUUUGUGGGAUCGUUUAUUAAUUGCCCCCGCUGUAGUAUUCAUGUUUGUGAUAGCUGGCUGUUUCUAUCUGUCACUCGUUGUCUCAUACAGGAAGUUAAACCAUUAUUCCAAGAAAUUAACGCGAGCGCGUAGAACUAAAGAGAUGUGGAUGAUAAUCGUCAUUGUUCAAAAUGGAGUAGCUUUGUUUGCAGGGUGGACAACUGUGAUUUUCUACUUAAAUCUAGCUGUGUGUUUGGUUUAUUGGAACGUGUUGGCUGCCAUGAGUUCCUUAAUAUGUUUGUGCAUCUUUGCCGUCCAUUUCAUUAGCUUUGCUUUGACUGACCUAACAAUCUUUCACAAAUUUACGAAAUAUGUGUUAACGCCUUACAUUGCUAUCGCGGUAGCCUUAGCAGGGAUGCUGCUUAAGAACUGGAGAGCCGAUUCGGUCAACGCAAUAUUCGUAGCCGUGUUUCUUGCCUUUGUUGUGAUAUGCGCUAUCAUCAAAUCCAUCCGCAUGUUAAUACAUAUAGUGCGAGCAAAUCGUAAAGUUACUCCGCCAAGUAUUACCAUCAGCACUGUUACGAACAGUACCGUUACAAACGGAAAUAGUACGGACUAUCCUACCACUAAUGAAACUAGUUUCUCCAGUGAUAACGAUAUUGAAAUAGAUGAGAUUAUUCCGGUUAUUGUCACCAACCCAGUAGCUGAUACACCCGUAGAAAGACGAGAACCAUUAGCAACCGUUAGUGAGGAACCUGAACAUCCUCUUCCCGAAAGGAACUUAUUUCUUAGCGAAUUCGUUCUUUAUAACUGAUCGCCUUAUGUGCUAUUUGGCCUGUUCACAUUAAUUUCGUUCCGAGUUGCAAAGAAUUCAAGCAGAGAUAUAAAAUCGUACGACUAACUUGUAAUUCAUGGACCUAGCACGCAUAAGUACAUUUUCUGGUUUGUCCAGUUAUGCACAUGGUUUUUCCAAGUGGUAGAACACCGAAAUAUAACCAUCGCCUCCCGUGGUUCGCAGAUGGAGAAUGGUCGUACAUUGAGAUGGCGUGGAUAAUUAGGACUUGGUGAGUGUAUUAUCUUCUGGAUAUUAUUCGAGUAUUCCGGGCUAAGAGAAAUAUCAAGAAGAAAGGGACAGGACUGGUGUGGUUUUUUAAUAACAUAGUUCACAAUGCUUAUUAAUCUGACCCUGACAUUAUCAGCUGAAAGAGAAUAAUAAGCUUACAACAUUUAGUUGUGUUAACGUGAAGAGUGCCAAGUCGUUAUACGAAUUUGAUACAAAAGGAUAUUGUACGAAGCAAAUAGCCACACAUUCACUUUGCUAAGUGACAUGGUAUUGUAAUACCGCCAUAACCUAUUUACUAUAUGUGUUUAUAUGUAAUAAACUUGAUAAUUCACCGCAUGGUAAAGAAAGGGGAGGGUAAUUCCUUUGAAAUAGAGGAUUAGAUAUUGUUAUACCGCUGAAGUCUGAAGAUAAACUUUAUCGGCAAAUACAUUGUUAAACCCACUUUGUAAUUACAAUGUCUCUUGAUAUGUAAGAUUAGGGAAUAUGUAGAUAAACCGGGAAUAGAAAUUAGUAAAUGUUAUGUCGAUUAUGACCGCAGAUAGCUACAUGGGACCGGAUAUUCUAUACCCUAACUCCAUUCAACGGUAAUGGUAUUCCUAAAAUGUGUAUAAAUACAAAUGAUGAUUGAUAUCAGAUUUCAAUUAAAACACAAGGCAGCGAAACACACACCAAUUAUAACAUGUAACUUCAAUUAAUUUUCUUAACAAUAUUCAAACUCAACUGUAUUUACAGUCGGUCAGACAUAUUUACUAUUCAAGUAAUUACUCCUUUCGCCCAAACCUUACAAUCUAUUAACAAACCAAUUUUGUUUUUAUAUUUGGGAUUCGGAGAGUUUUAUAACCUUCAAUGUUUCAAAAUGUUUGAAACAUUGACACCAUUUCUAUUCAGCAGUGGCGACUGAUAGUUUGAAUGGUGGCGACUUAUCUUGUAAAAUUAUCUAAAUUGCUGAAAUAGGGAUAUUUACGAACUUGACAUCAAUUGGAUUGCCUUACAAUCGACAUCAUUCCUUUAUCCUCAAUAUUUCAGAUCUAAUUGGUCCAAUCUAAAGUUUUAUUUUAGCAUUUAAGAUCAUUUAAAACACCUGGUACCGGUUUUAGUUAUUGGAUUUCUCUCAUGUGGCGCUUGCAGUUACCGAUCUUCCAUAUGUCUGUGGUUCUGCACAAAGUUAGAAUACAUGUUGUUUGACAUUAUAUACUAACUGAUAUGAUGUAAUACAACCACCACCAUUCAUAGAGAGUAACAUUAGAAUUGCCAGAAUCAUAAAAAUUAGCAUGAACCUAUUAUAAAAUGUGAUGAUCAGAAUAAUCUAGAAUGUGUGUCGUUAUUGCGAUAUUUGCUUCCCUGCAAGAACAAGUGAAAGACUUCGCACAGACCACACAAAAUUUGAGGGGGCAAUUUAUAGGUGUACUAAAAAACUAAAACUACGGUAGUUUGUUGGAUUUUAAUACUAAGAAUCUACAACUGGUAUUCUUUUCAAUUAUUUACAAAUCACAAAGUAAACGUGGAUGUGUACCAAACAACAUAGUUAUACGCAUUCCAGAACGCAUUAAGAUAAUCUGAAGACUUUUUACUGAGGACAGGAUACCGUUGGAGUUCCUAAUCAUAACGAUAGAGUUACCCAUCUUUGGUAUAAAAAUCUCUACAAAGAUGAAAUAGAGAGUCUCAAAGAUCUGAAAUAUCAUUAUGGUUUAACGUAAUCAUGUUUCAUCUACGUUAAUCACAACAUUAACCAUAGAGUAUAAAUGUAUUUAUAUAUAAUUACUGAUUAUUGUCCUUUGAGUAAAAUUUACUCAUUUAUACUUCAGUACAAAUACUCAGUGUAAUAGUGUUAUUUUAGAGGGAACGUUAUUUAUGUUAUUUAUUGGAAUUAUUAGAAUAUUAU
Molecule: messenger RNA, 3452 nt
Organism: Patella vulgata (common limpet)
Lineage: Eukaryota; Metazoa; Mollusca; Gastropoda; Patellidae
Exons: 3
Coding region: 137-1321 (394 amino acids)
Source: RefSeq, a predicted model, not a curated record